AUUCCAACUUUUCGCAUCCUUGAGUAUCUAUGCUCCUGCCCUUUUCUUUUAAAUCUGUUUCGAUAACACAAAAACGCUGCUCAAUAUUUUGAGUUGAAAGGACACAUUUGUUGUCAUAUUUUGACGUCAGUGUUUUUUCGUGCACAUCGCAGUUAGUGAUGGAUCCGUCAAGGAGAAGCGGCGGCGAUUGGCAGGGGAUGGUAAACGAGUUCUUGAUUUGUAAACGGAAGUUGGAGAGCAAGAAAGAAGCUCUGCUGAUCCUAUCCAAGGAGCUGGACACAUGCCAACAGGAGAGGGAUCAGUACAAGCUGAUGGCAAACCAGCUUCGCGAGCGGCACCAGGGUCUAAAAAAGAAAUAUCGAGAGCUCAUUGAUGGAGAUCUAUCGCUGCCUCCUGAAAAACGAAACCAAGUGAAUUUGGCUCAACUACUGAGGGACUCGAGGGAAAAAAGCCAGCGUCUCUCUGAUGAGGUGAAGGAGGUGAAACAGCGACUGAUCGAAGCUCAGGGUGACAACAAGCUCUUACGUAUGACCAUAACCAAACAAAGACUUGGAGACGACGAGGUAGGGGCUCGUCAUUUCCCAGCGCACGAGCGAGAGGACCUGGUCAGACAGUUGGAAAGAGCCAGAGAGCAGAAUGAGGUACUGGAAAACAACGUAAAGUCUCUAACCGACGAGCUUCAGGAUGUACGAGCUGAGCGUGACGUUUUCCAGCAAAAGGCUCAUCGUCUCAAUGUGGAAAUGAACCACAUUGUUGGGAAUGAUGAUGUUCGGAUUCUGGAUAUAGAUGCACUCUGCAUGGAGAACAGGUAUUUGCAUGAUCGGCUUUGUCAACUUCAGGAGGAGGUGACCUUACUCAAGACAAAUUUGGGGAAAUACAAGAGUGCACUGGAAUCCAGGAAAAAUAGCAAAGUUUGUGGAAAGCCAAACAGCAGUGCGCUAACUGGGGUGCUGUCAGCCAAGCAAGUGAAAGAACUACUUUGUGAUGAUAGCGGGUGCACGCUUCCCGUCACCGCCCAGUCAAUCUCGGACCUCAAGUCUCUGGCCACCGCUCUGCUGGAAACCAUCCACGAGAAGAACAUGUUGAUUCAGCACCAGCGACAAAUUAACAAGGUUCUUGGGACUCGUGUCUCAGAAUUGGAGAAGAAGCUGAAAACAUUGGAGACGUCAGGGUUGUGGAACCUGCCAGGCCUAACUUAUCAAAUUUCUGUGGGCAUAAAUGGAAAAUUUAAAGAUUCCAACAUUUGCAGCGCCCUACCAUCAGCCACAGCAGGAGAGCCGGAACUGAGUUCUUCAGAACAGCCAAUACAAGAGACUGAAACUCAAGCAGAACUGCCGCCCUCGUCGCCCCCUUCAGCAGAGGAAGAAUCAUCUCGCCCUGAAUUAAAUUUGCCAAGCAGCAAUGAGCUUCAUGAAAAUGACCAGUCAAAUGAUGACGAAGAAGCAGGUGGUGAGCUCUCCUCUUCAGUAGACGUGAAUACACCCCUGCUGUCAAACACCUCGGAGCGACCGUGCGUGACAUCCAACCUCAAAAGAGACAAUCAAGACGAAGGCAGUGUUGAGAGUGCCGAAACGGAAUGCAUCAUAAUAGAGGAACACGUCAAUAUUUCAGCACAUGCAGCCACAUCAUUACCAUUUGAAAAAGAGCAGGACAGUCGGCAAGAUGAAGAGCUUCCGAUAGGGACAAACGAUUUUGUGUGUUCGGUUUGAUACAAGCUUCACACGAAACAGUUGUGCUUCCACACCGGCACUGUACAUUCCAGAAUACUUCUAGAGGCUGCUAUUUACUCAACCUAUAAUGUUUUGUUUUUUUAAGGAAGCGCAUAAUGAUUUAGAAUUACAGUGCUUUAAAGCAAAGAGUCCCGUUGAUAAGCACUCUCAUUUUAGAAAGCGCUACUAUACUAAAAUUGGGCUACAAAGCAUUCAGUUAAUUAGUUUCAUUAAGACCACAGUUUCAUAUUUAAGAUGAGUUAUUAAUACAUAGGGGAAUAACACAAAAUUUGACCAAUUAUUCAAUAAACCUUGGGAAAAAAUAAACAGUGGGGGAAAAAAACACUCCGAAACAAAACUGAUAGUUGCAGUACCUUUGCUAUUUAUUGUCAUUUAAAUGCUCAUGGUGAACUUGCCAGUCUAUUGAUUUUGUAGUUUGCAAGCAUUAAUCUGGUAACACUGAACAAAAAUAUGAGUAACGUACACUUUUUAUGUUUCUGUAUGAUACACACCAGGGUUGCACUGUGGUGAGCUGUUAGCACACUUGCCUCUUAGUUCUAUAGGUCAGGGGUUUUUAUUUUCUUUUGUGGACAAUGAGGCAAUAUUGUAUUUCAUUUACCAGCACUGGUCCUUGUGUAGUGAAAGCACUAACUGUAAAAUUUAAACAGGUUUUGUCUAUGUAGAAUAUGUAUUUAUUUCUGCAAAAUAAAGCACUUUUCACACAUCUUCAGGAAUGCUGGGAGG
Corythoichthys intestinalis (scribbled pipefish) is the source of this 2453-nucleotide messenger RNA. RefSeq names its product coiled-coil domain-containing protein 149-like. NCBI's taxonomy places the organism in Eukaryota, Metazoa, Chordata, Actinopteri, Syngnathiformes, Syngnathidae. The transcript has 13 exons. The record is from RefSeq and is a predicted model, not a curated record. Bases 159 to 1709 code for a protein of 516 amino acids.